This is a messenger RNA of Paramecium sonneborni, 1811 nucleotides long. The record is from the annotation of a GenBank genome assembly. NCBI's taxonomy places the organism in Eukaryota, Ciliophora, Oligohymenophorea, Peniculida, Parameciidae.
AUGAAAAAUUGUAAAUUGUGUGGAUAGAGCUCACAAUAGCUUAUUUUAGAGAAACUUUAAACAAAGUAUUUUGAAGCCUUCAAUUUCUAUUUUGCUAAGCCAAUUAAUGAAAUUCUGUCAUCAAUUGCUAAUACUCCUCAUGUAAUCUAUUAUAAGGAUUAUGUGAUAUUAGAUGAAUAAUAAGAAUACAUGAAAAGGUAGUAGAACUUCCUUAACAUGUAGAUAUUAUAAGAAAGAGGAAGUCAAACCAAGAAUCGAUAUUUUAACAGACUUUUACGUGACGAAUUACAAAGAGGCUCAUCCUUACUUACUAGUUGUUGAAAGUCAUGCAUUAAUGAGUAAAAGAAAUAAGAAAAUUGAUAAGCUCUAUUAUUAGAGAAUGUAAGAAAGCGAAAAUUCUAAUAAAUCUUAGAAUCCAAUUAUUAUUAAUAAUGUUCUCAAUUCAAAACUAUCUUCAAAAUCUUAAAUAAGUUAUGAAACAGAAGAACAUGAUAUUUAUUGCUCUUAAGAUUAACCUUAUAAAUAAAAUCGUAUAGAUUUUAAAGGUAUUAAUUUACUUGGUGGUGACGAGGAAAAUAACUUAUUUAUUGAAAUUUUAGAUAAAUAAUAUUAAAAUAUCAAUUAAAUGACAAAUCAAAAUAAAUUACUGCCUUAAAAUUUUUACAUUAGAUCUCCUCCAUAAAGUCAAUAAAAUAUAUAAACCAAUAUAAUUAAGGAUCUUCAUGCUAUUAAAAGUGUAAAAAGAAGAACUAACAACAUGGAUCUUAGAGAAAAGAAAGGUAUAUAAAUGGAUAUAUAAUUAUAUUUAUAGGUAUAUUUGCUAAUUCUAAGAGUGAAUCAAAACAUUCUUAAUCAAGUUUCAAAAUGUCUAAGAUUAAAGAUUCUGUUGAUUAGUAAGUUGAUUAGUUCUGUGAAUAUGUCUCUGGAUAAAUAGAACCAUCUGAUUUGGAAGGUAAGAAUAAGAUGUCUCGAAUAUAGAGUGAUAAUAUUACUAUUUAAAAGAUGCUUAAGGAAUAUUAAGGCAAUUAGAACCGAUAAUUAAGAUCAACAAUUUCAUAAGAUUUAUUAGUUGCAAGUACAUCUACUCUUAUAUAGGGAUUUUAAGGUUCUCAAAAAAGUAUUAAAUAAUAAGAUUAAAACAAUAAUAAUGGUAGUAUAUAAAAUAUAUCUUAAAGACAAGAAUAACUUAAAAAAGUAUAUCAACCACUUAACGUCUAAUAAAAGAAAAUAAAUUAAAAUCAAUUAGAUAGAAUUACAAAAGGAGGAUGUUUAACAGAUAGAAAUACUAAAUAAUUACCGAUUUCUGAAGACUUAUUUACCAAGUUGCAUGAUAUCAAAAUCAAAAGUUCUUAAAAUGCAGAUCUUUAAAAAAAACCUGAAUUUAAUUAUAUGAUACCAUCUUAAUACAAUGCUAUGACUACUUUCAAAAUUGCAAAUAAUAAUAAAGCUAAAUCUUAAUACACUAAAAAGACUGUUGCACUUGAUAAUGCUACUAAAUCAUAACAUUAAUAAUAGGGUAAUCAUAGUCAAUCUAAGGUUCUCAAUAUUAAUACACAUAAAACUGAUGAUAUUGUUAAAAAGUACAUAUAAUUGGCUACUUAAUCUAUUUAAAAUCAUAAAAAAUUUGAUUUCAAAUUGAAUCUUUAAAAUUUAAAUAAUAAUGAACCUCAUUUAGAUGAAGAAUUCUGUAUUUAUAAAACAUUAUAUAUUAAAUAGAAAAUAAACGAUUGAAUUUUCUUACUGAAAGACAUAGUUAAUAAUAAUAAGACAAAGAUUAAUUUAUAACUCAUAGAAAAAUUGUGAAUAAAUGA